AUGCGUGCAAUGUUAGCUGUCCUCCUCUGUGCCUUAUCCUUUUUCGGCUGCGUGUCAAUGGCCCAUCCUUUGUCCGAUGAAGAGAGCUUGGAGCUAUUUAAGCGCUACUUCGAUCCUAUCCGAUUCGCGAUGGGUCCCAUUCGUACCAAGGAGGAUUUGGAUAAGCGUGAAGCGGUCGUCGCCUCGAAGCGAUACUUUGACCCCAUCCUCUUCAAGCACGCCUAUUAG
Molecule: messenger RNA, 228 nt
Organism: Echinococcus granulosus
Lineage: Eukaryota; Metazoa; Platyhelminthes; Cestoda; Cyclophyllidea; Taeniidae
Exons: 3
Coding region: 1-228 (75 amino acids)
Source: RefSeq, a predicted model, not a curated record